Messenger RNA from Rosa chinensis, 1920 nucleotides. RefSeq names its product protein NODULATION SIGNALING PATHWAY 2. Gene Ontology annotation, molecular function: DNA-binding transcription factor activity; sequence-specific DNA binding. Lineage: Eukaryota; Viridiplantae; Streptophyta; Magnoliopsida; Rosales; Rosaceae. The record is from RefSeq and is a predicted model, not a curated record. The transcript has a single exon. Gene Ontology annotation, cellular component: nucleus. Gene Ontology annotation, biological process: regulation of DNA-templated transcription. Bases 116 to 1663 code for a protein of 515 amino acids.
UAAAAUCUUCUUCUGCAACCUCAACUGUCUCUUGCUCCAGUUCCUUCUCUACCACCAUUACCGAAUAGUAUCUCUAAACACACCUCAAAGUUUACUAAGCCAACCCCAAAACCGCAUGACAGAGUUACUCAUGCUAAGCUCAGCUAUGGAGCUUGAGCUCGACCUCGACCUCGACCUCUCCGGCUGCAGCACUGAAACCACAAGCACGACCAACACGGCCAUUUCCCCAGACCAGUGGUACGAUUGGUCUCCGGUAGUCGACUGGGAGUCUCUCGCUCCGAUUGACCAGCUCGCCGGCGGUGGAGACUUUCACGAGCUGAUCGAGUCGAUGAUGGAGGGCCGAGACGGCUGCGAGAUGGACUCGCCGUCGUCCGAGACCAUUGAGGAAGCGUCAAACUCGUGUUACACCACGACGUCGUCGCAGUCGACGGACGUGACGAUGCUGGAGGAAGGCGUGGCAUCGAACGGCGAGGAUUCGAAGGGGCUGAGAUUGGUGCAUCUGUUGAUGGCGGCGGCGGAGGCGCUGACUGGCGCCAACAAGAGCAGAGAUCUGGCUCGGGUGAUAUUGGUUCGGCUCAAGGAGUUGGUCUCCCCAACUGACGGUACUAACAUGGAGAGGCUGGCGGCGUAUUUUACCGAGGCGCUUCAGGGUUUGCUAGAAGGCGCCGGAGGUGUCAGCCACUCCAAGCAUUUGUUUGGAAAUGGGUCCCACCGCGAGCACGGUCACCAUCCGACGACGGACGUGAUGGCGGCGUUUCAGCUACUUCAGGACAUGUCGCCCUAUGUCAAGUUUGGGCACUUCACGGCCAAUCAGGCCAUUUUGGAGGCUGUGGCCCAUGACAGGAGGGUCCACAUAGUGGACUAUGACAUCAUGGAGGGAAUCCAAUGGGCCUCCUUGAUGCAGGCCUUGGUGUCCAGGAAGGAUGGCCCACCGACCCCACAUCUUAGGAUCACUGCUUUGUCGCGAGGCGGGAGCUGCCGGAGGUCGAUAGGGACCGUCCAAGAGACCGGUCGUCGUCUCACGGCGUUUGCCACGUCCAUUGGUCAACCGUUUUCGUUUCAUCAAUGUAGGUUGGAUUCGGACGAGACAUUUCGACCGUCUGCUCUAAAGUUGGUUAAGGGCGAGGCCUUGGUAAUAAACUGCAUGCUGAACCUUCCACACUUUAGUUAUCGAUCCCCGGAUUCGAUUGCUUCCUUUUUAUCUGGAGCGAAAACCCUAAACCCGAGACUGGUAACUUUGGUUGAAGAAGAGGUUAGGCCUGCCAGAGACGGUGGCUUUGUGGCCCGCUUCAUGGACUCAUUGUAUCACUACUCGGCUGUCUACGACUCGCUCGAGGCCGGCUUCCCAAUGCAGAGCCGGGCUCGAGAAUUAGUGGAGAGAGUGUUCUUGGGACCCCGAAUAGCUGGGUCGUUGGCUCGUAUCUAUCGGGCUCAAGGAGAGGUAGGCUGCUCUUGGUGGGAGUGGUUAGGUGCGAUAGGGUUUAAGCCAAUGCCAAUAAGCUUUGCCAAUCAUUGUCAGGCAAAGCUUUUGUUGGGUCUUUUUAAUGACGGUUAUAGGGUGGAGGAGGUGGCAAAUCAUAGGUUGGUUUUAGGUUGGAAAUCACGGUCCUUACUAUCAGCUUCUAUUUGGACUUCACCCCCACAAUCUGAUUUUGCUGAUUAGUUUCAAGUUUCACCGGCCUUUUUCACGCCCUUUUUCUCUUCUCCUCCUCACCUAGACAAACCAAUUAAUUCUCAGUCCCCAGAUCGAGCAUGGUUUCCAGUUUGUAACUUAUCAGAGGAUUUUCAACCAAUUGUUGGUCAAGAUUGUAACCAGACAACUUGGGAUUUCGUUUCAAGCCAUUGCAGUUUAGCUGUUUUAUGUGUUGUGUCUCCCUCAUUGUGUUUAGGACUUUUCAAGUUUCAAGAAAAAUAAAGGUG